This is a messenger RNA of Lithohypha guttulata, 1254 nucleotides long. RefSeq lists its product as uncharacterized. Lineage: Eukaryota; Fungi; Ascomycota; Eurotiomycetes; Chaetothyriales; Trichomeriaceae. Gene Ontology annotation, cellular component: peroxisome. The transcript has a single exon. The record is from RefSeq and is a predicted model, not a curated record. Gene Ontology annotation, molecular function: L-serine:pyruvate transaminase activity; L-alanine:glyoxylate transaminase activity. The coding region runs from base 1 to 1254 and encodes 417 amino acids.
AUGGCACAGUUCAACACGCAGCUUGAAGGCCGGAAACCGAUCCUGCUAACGCCAGGACCAACAGAAGUUGACCCUGUCGUCCUUAGAGAAAUGUCUCAUUUCGCCGAGUCUCAUUUCUCUCAACCAUUUUGUGACACUUUCGGAGAAGUGCUGACUAUGCUCCGUAAACUCUUUCAGUGCUAUGACCCUCGUGCACAACCAUUUGUCCUUGGAGGCAGUGGGAGCCUGGGGUGGGACUUCACCGCAACCAACUUCAUCGAGCCAGGGGAGUCGGUUCUUUACCUAAGUCCAGGGUUCUUUGAUGACGCCUUCGAAAUGUGCCUCUCUACAUAUGGAGCUCGAACAACGAAGUUGACUGUGGACUUCGGGUCAGCUCCAGAUUUGAGCAUCGUGGAGGAGGAGCUAAAAGUACAUCAAUAUAAAGCACUAGUUGUCACUCAUGUUGACACCUCAACAAGCGUCCUCACUCAACUCAAGCCUCUUUCUGACUUACUCGCUCGCUCCUCUCCAGAAACACUGUUCAUCGUCGAUGGAGUCGCCAGUGUCGGCUGUGAGGAUCUCCAAUUCGACUCCUGGAAAGUCGACGUCGCGGUGACUGGAUCGCAAAAGGCCCUUAGCUGCCCUCCUGGAGUUGGUAUCAUAAUGGUAUCUGCUCGUGCCCUACACGUAGCCGAGACCAGGAAGACGCCCCUGACUGCCUGGUAUGCUAGCCUCCCACGAUGGCUACCAAUCAUGCGGAAAUACGAAAAGAAAGAGGCAAGCUAUUUUGCCACACCACCUACACAGGUCGUUCGUGCACUUCAUGCUUCUUUAGCAGAUAUAUUGUCAAGGCCAUUGAGUGACAGAUUUGCACAGCACAAAAGGAAGAGUGCAGAAGUGAGGGCAGCAAUAGAAGGCCUAGGUCUGAAUCUAGUAGCGCUCGAACCUGGUACACAAGCGAAUGGAGUGACUGCAUUCUGGCUGCCGGAGGGCUUGACGUCCGAACUCCUACGAGCUAAAGCUCUUGAAAGAGGCAUCAUCUUUGCUGGAGGGAUGCACUCGCAAUUCGGAUCCAAAUAUGUACGAUUCGGACAUAUGGGAUUCAGUGUUGUAAAUGAAUUUGGUGCUCAUAUCGACACUGGCAUCAAAGUUCUGAGAGAUACCAUCAUUGAGUUUUACCAGAACCGAAGCCGAAAAGAGAUGCGCCUUGCUGACUGUGAAUUUUGUAUCACAAACGACCUAGGCGAGAAUGCGUUGGUUCUUGCGCAAGCAUAA